UGACUGGAUGGAGUUAAUGUUCAGCCAGUAACGUUAUGUGACAGCUAAACUUCAGACUUAGCUCAGAAAACAGACUGGCUGAGAGAUUAACGGUGCACAAUAAGAUCCUGGCAGCAACCUUCUCUCUAUUCCUCAACCACAAAACCACCUUCAGAAAUGGACAGAGUCUACCUGGUGACAGGAGGAUGUGGUUUUAUUGGGGAGAAGAUUGUAGAGCUCCUGUCUCAGCAAGACUACAUCAAAGGAGUCAGAGCUUUUGAUUCAGUAGCAAGAGAAGAAGUAGAAAAAUUCACCACAGCUCUACCACUCGUGACAGUGAUGAAAGGAGACAUUUGAGGGUACAAUCUGCUCCUUGCUGCCAUGCGGGCAGCUCACGUGGUUGUUCACACAGUGGCUGUUGUGGACUACAGAAACACUGUGCCCUUUUGGGAAAUGAGAGCUGUCAGCGUUGGGGGUACUGAAAAUGUGUUAAGGGCCUGCUGUGUCCUGAACAUCCCAUAUGUUGUCUAUACGAGCUCCACUGCUGCAGUGGGACCCAAUACAUCCUGUGAGCUCAGGCAACGAGGGAAUGAGGACACCAAAUACAGUGGGGAAGUGGAGCUGUCUUUUGGGAAGACAAAAGCCACAGCAGAAAAACUUGUAUUUGAAGGCAAUGGAAAAAAGCUACAAGAGGCAAUGCUGAGCAACGGUGGUAAACUCACAACCUGCAUCAUCCCUGCAAACACCAUGUAUGGGAAGAAAGCAAUGUUUCUUCAAGAGCUGUAUUUGCUCAGCAAAGCCAGGAACAGCGUCUUGAACUACCUGGGGCCUGAAAACACAGAGCAGAAUUACACAUAUGUGGGGAACGUGGCACAGAUGCAUGUUCUUGCCGCAAGGAACUUGCGGCUGAAACCAGACUUACUCGCAGGACAAGUGUAAUAUGCCUAUGCUGACACUCCAACACAAAAAAGUCUUCUGAUCAGACAUCUGUUGUCCUCCAUGGACCCCUCAGUGAGACUAGGCUGCCACAUUCCUGACUGGAAGACAUGGUUAAUGACACAAGUGCACAGGAUAAUCAAGGUCAUCCUGUACCCUUUCUGGAAGCCACAGCCUUUCCUGACCUUGCCUUUACUGAAUAUGAUAGUCACCACCUUCUCCUGUGAGACAGACAAAGCCUCCAGGCAUCUUACGUACAAACCCCUCUUCACCUGGGAAGAGAGCAAGCACAGAACAGCACAGCAGUUGAAAGCAGCUGCAAGGAACCUGGAACCCCCCCAGCUUCAUGAAAAGAACAACUAAACAGCAUGUCUGGGGUAAGGAGAGAGCUUAUCACACCAGCAAGUUUCAUCUGAACUGCUCAACAUGCAUUCAUCUUUGGCAGGAAUUUUGCAAACACUGAAAAUCCUGGUACAGAGACAGAGAAGGAGCAACUCUCAGGCUGCAAGUAUGUACCCUUGUCAUGGCAACAACUCAGCCGUUUUAAAUGUCUUAUAAAACACUGUGUGCAUUUGAAGGCAUCCUCUUGCAGCUACGUGCACACAGGCAAACGCCUGGCUGGCCUCACCCCUUCUCAUGGUGACACUGCUGCAUGGAGAUCACUUAUGGGAAUGCGAGAUGGAUUCAGCUGGGAGAUGGUGCUCAGCAAACACACUUAACCAGUUUCAUUCCACAGCCUCCAUCUCUUUCCAUACUCAGCAAAUGGAUCUCUCCCUUGCCAUGGCUCAUACACAUAAUGGGUAUUCAGUGAUAAUUUUAGGGAGAACAAGGAAAGCCCAGCAAGUUCUUGCUCUGUUUUAGGGUUUCAUAUAAUGAAUAAAGAA
Molecule: messenger RNA, 1799 nt
Organism: Pezoporus flaviventris
Lineage: Eukaryota; Metazoa; Chordata; Aves; Psittaciformes; Psittacidae
Product: 3 beta-hydroxysteroid dehydrogenase type 7-like
Exons: 7
Biological process (GO): steroid biosynthetic process
Molecular function (GO): 3-beta-hydroxy-Delta5-steroid dehydrogenase (NAD+) activity
Source: RefSeq, a predicted model, not a curated record